CCUCAUCCGUACGUCAGAACCCCCCUCUCAAACCAAUUGGAAGAUGAGAAAACACACCACUGACCCGAGAGAACAGGCCGCAUGAUGAGGGCGAUCGCAGGCCAACGCCUCGUCAUCGAGACAGACCUCGACACCUACGCCCGCACACCCUGGGCCCAGGCCCUCGGCGAGGACGCACCGCUGCCGGCCAUGUACGGCGGCUUCUACGGCGAGCUGACGAACCCCAUGUUCCGCUCGCUGCCGUACUACCUCAAGCAGAACGGGUACCGGAACCCGACGGACAAGAACGACUGCAACUUCCAACACUGGCGGGGACCCGAGGCCGUCUUCUUCAAGUAUGUCGGCACGAACCCGCUUCUCACUUCGGAUUUCAACGACGUGAUGGAGUGCCAUUCGCGGGAUAAUCUCACGGCGUGGACGGAGGUGUAUCCCACGGAGAAGAUUAUUGACGGAGCGAUCCCGGAGAGGCCGUUGGUCGUCGAUAUCGGUGGCGGAAAGGGUCACGAUUUGAGGAAAUUCCACGUCCGGCAUCCGCAGGUUCCCGCGCGGCAUCUCAUCCUGCAGGACCUGCCCGAUUUCCUGAAGGACAUCAAAUCCGAUUCCGCCUUCACGAUCCAGGCCCACGACUUCUUCACGCCGCAGCCGCUGCGCGGGGCGAGGGCGUACUUUCUGCACAAUGUCCUGCACGACUGGCCCGACGCCACGGCGGUGGAUAUCCUGAACAAUAUUGCGGGCGCCAUGGAGAGGGGGUACUCGAGGCUGCUGAUUCACGAAAGCUUGAUCAGCGAGCGGGCGCCGCUUUCCAAGGUGACGGCGACGGAUAUGAUUAUGAUGGCGGGGUUGGCGUCGGCGGAGAGGACGGAGGAGCAAUGGCGGGAGUUGAUUGCGGCGGCGGGGUUGCGGGUUGUAAAGAUUUGGAGGCCGGUGCAGGCGGUUGAGAGUAUUAUCGAGACGGAGUUGGCUUGAUGAAUGAUGGUACGCGCUCGGAGUUUCUGGUUUGCAGUGGGAGGAGGGCUUCUUGUUUGAUGUAUCUGUAUGGUUUAGCAAGCGUAUGGGAGGUAGGUCUCUGGUAGAAUCGAUGUUAUACUUGGUCGAAUGAAGUAGCGCUCAAUUUCCUGCGCAUCUUGAGGUCGAGUUCAGCGAUUCGAGAGUCUUUGAGGCGUAAAUGACCACCGUGAUACUAGACACUGCUACUCGAC
Messenger RNA from Colletotrichum godetiae, 1199 nucleotides. Its product is annotated as O-methyltransferase-domain-containing protein. Bases 82 to 966 code for a protein of 294 amino acids. The record is from RefSeq and is a predicted model, not a curated record. The transcript has a single exon. Gene Ontology annotation, molecular function: O-methyltransferase activity. Lineage: Eukaryota; Fungi; Ascomycota; Sordariomycetes; Glomerellales; Glomerellaceae.